ACAUUGCCGUUAAAGUAUUUUAUUUAAGACGUACUAUUAUAAAUAGCCUAUGAAGUAGUUAUUUAUUGAACUUUGUAGAGAUAACAGUUAAUCUAACUAUGAUAAGCGGCGUCCAUUGAAUGUGAUUUAAAAAAUGUGUAAGUAAUCGUACAAGAAGUAAAUUAUACAUGAAAAAAUGUCGAUGAAUGAUAGGAAGAAGAAACUUGUGCUGUUCUUUGCGAAGAUAUUUGAGGAUGAAUUCGAAUUAAACACAUAUUACGCGGAAAGGAUUUUAAAAUAUCUCCAAGAAACCCCUUUGAACGGUUUUGAAACUAACCUAUUAGAAUCAUCAUUUUUCUCAGACAUUUUAAUGAAAACGUAUAACGGUUGCGAAGUGAAAACAAACUCUGUAAAGAUAUUCAUUGCCAAUGUUGUUUCGGUUAUUUACAAGAAUGAACUACAAUUUAGCAAGUUAACAAACAUGUUAAGAUUCCAUCGAUUCCUGCAAUACAUGUGCAAUUAUAAUUCGAGAUGUGCGAAAUACUCGGACCUUCUGUACGCGAGCAUAAACAUGGUAACAUCGCCGAUAGCCCACUACUCGGGCGUCAACUGGUUGGUGGAGAAUAAGAUGUGGCACUACGUGCUGUGCUGCUGCACGCACACCCGACCGCCGCACGUCUCGCGCGCAGCCUACAACUUCAUCGCACAACUCCUCUGGAAACUAAUCGAAUUCGACGAUGAUGUUGUCUUAGCUGAAAUUAUAGAAUAUAUCAUAAAACCGGUGAGACACAACCAGUAUCAUAUUACUAAUACCAUAAAAGACGGCGAGGAGAAAAAUGUUUACGCGCCCAUGAUGUCGUCUUUAAACGCAAUGUUAGUCGUUUUGGGCAGUUCCGAUGAUCAAAUAACGAAAAGCUACAAGAUAGCACCGAUCCUAAUGCAACGGUUUAAUUUCGAUACACAUCUUCAGGUUAUAUUGGAUGUUACCAGAGACCCCUGUUUGGCGAGAAUUCUAUGCGAGGUGCUAUUCAAACUUUACUUGAAUGCACUUUUGGAUGCAUACCAUAAGAAGAAGAAAAGCGACAGCGAGAUUUUGAACGAGGUUACUUCGAUAUACAAUAACGUGCUGCAAAAACUAAUUAUGAAGCAAAUGUCGGAAGCUGUCGCAGAUUUCGUUGUAAAGUGCAAUUUAUUCUUGGCUAAAUUGGGCGCGAAAAGACAAAAAUUCUUCGAAAGAGAUGGAAAGAAGUUCGAAUUUCAAAAUCAAUUCGUGUUGCACUUGGUAGUUCCAAUGUGGACGUAUCAUUCAUUAAAUUGCGGGAGCGAAGCUAAACUCAUCGAAAAAGAUAACUACUCGUUUAAACUGGCGAACGUAACGGCGGAACAUAUCACUCAAUCUGCGGAAUUGUUUCAAAAAGUCGUGCAAAACAAUGCCGCUUAUGUUAAACAGGUCACGAUAUACACAGUUAAAAACUUAUUUCAGUUCCGAGGACAAUUAACCAAAGCCACAGCUGGUAUUCUGUAUCAAGGAUUGUACUACGUUUUGAAAACAUUCAUCAUGUCAGACGACGUGGGUAAUCAUUUGAUUUUAAGCGAAAAUCCGCUGCGAUCACCUGAUGAUGUCCGACUAUUGAGUCUAGUGCUCGAUGCAAUAAAAAUGCUUUUAAAGGAGCAUCACAUAAAUUGGUACGAAAACUUAGAGAUUAUAUGUCUUCAAGUAACUUUGUUAAAUUUGAUGAAGCAAAAAUUUAUGUGUGCAAAGGGUCUAGUACAGACAAUUGACUUGAUCAACUUAAGUGUGCGGAAUUUUCUCUCUCCGGACAUGCAGCUCCUAGUAGAGAGCCAUAGUGGCAGCUCACUGAGCGAGAUCGGCGCGAUGACCAAGGAAUACAUGCAGCACCCGGAUUGGGAGGUUCGCGAAUCCGCCCUCAGCCUGCUGCUAAGCUGUACCGAUGUGUCCUUUGUCAAGUACAUACCGCUACAAAAAGUGAUAUCGUCGAACCAUCUGAUGCUGUUAGCGGCGACCAGUGCACUAAGCGAAGCUGAGCCUUACGCGCAGGCCACCGCGCUGCAAUGCCUGGCUGCCGCCGCCAAGAUCGACAAGAUCUGGAUCGAUGUCAAGAACGUGCAUCCUAAUUUAUAUGUACAAUUGAUUAACUUAGCCCAAAGAAAUCUAGAAGACAUAAUAAGAAAAGAGGCAACUAACGUAUUGACUGAAAUUUUCUUGCACCAAAAUAUUUCAUAUGAAUUCAAAAACUGUUUGUUCCGAGUUAUGGCAAAAGUUGCAUUGAAUGACUUGCACUUUGAAGUGCAGACAGCUGCUCUCAACUUCUGGCGGCACGCGAUAAAGCGACUGUGUCUCGACCGCGGCAUGGUGGACGGAAACUUCCCAACUGUAACGUUUUCAAAAGAAAAAAGAAAGAUUGUCGUCUUCAAUGACAACGAAAUAAAAAAACAACUCAACAAUAUAAUGAAUGAUCUGUCUUCUAUCGGUUGCUUAAAUGUUUUAGAUAAAUGUUUAGAUAUAGAACAAAAUGUAGCUGUGAUAGAAGAGGCUUAUAAGAUUGUAACCGAACUGAAAGUGGUAUUGGAUAAUUAUAAGUUUAGUCCAACAGAAACUGCUACUCCGAAAGAGGAUUUGACCGAAAGUAAAACACAAAUAGAUAUAGACUACGAAAUGGAAGGAUGUACGGAGAUGUAUACUUCGCACGGUGCAAUGUUCGAUUUACAAGAACUAAUUAUUGAUGAAAUAACUAACACUCCUCAAAGCGAUCUCAUUAUGGAUAUUCUCGACAAAAGACCUGAGGAACAAAAAGAACUGUUAGAAACACAUGACAGUGUACAAAACCCGAUACAACCAUAUACAUUCUUACAAAAAGUCAGUUCGAAUGACUACCAGGCAAUUAUAAAUAUGAAGAAAGGAUGGCGUCCCGAUGAAACAAAUCUAGACGAUUUAAUAGAUGAAAUAUUGAGCAAUAAAAGUGCAUUACAAAUGAACACCAUAGAUAUGUGCGACGUUUAGAAUUAAAUAUUUU
Molecule: messenger RNA, 3014 nt
Organism: Papilio machaon (common yellow swallowtail)
Lineage: Eukaryota; Metazoa; Arthropoda; Insecta; Lepidoptera; Papilionidae
Exons: 5
Coding region: 176-3001 (941 amino acids)
Biological process (GO): positive regulation of protein phosphorylation; DNA damage response; cell population proliferation
Cellular component (GO): nucleus
Source: RefSeq, a predicted model, not a curated record